UGGGGGAGCAUGACGUGCAGAUUGUUAAAAUGCAAGCCAUGGUCCUCUGAUUGGCUCGUGGGAAAUGGAUAGUCUUUAUAUCGACAGCAGUUGCAUCCUCUGUGUUUUCAACUGCUGCAAAGAAAGCAAGAGUGGGAAAAGAGAGAGAGAGAGAGGAAGGCAUCUCAGCAACAGUGAGUCAAUCUGAAAUCUGGAAAUGGACACUGCGGAGUUCCGAAAAAGAGGAAAAGAGAUGGUGGAUUAUAUUGCAGAUUACCUGGAGCUCAUAGAGAAGAGGCAGGUGUAUCCUGAUGUAGAGCCGGGCUACUUGAGACCCCUCAUCCCAGACUGUGCUCCCGAAGAACCAGAAAGAUUUGAAGACAUCCUUCAAGAUGUUGAAAGGGUCAUUAUGCCAGGGGUAACCCACUGGCACAGCCCGUACUUCUUUGCUUAUUUCCCUACAGCUAACUCGUUCCCAGCUCUUCUUGCAGACAUGCUCUCUGGGGGCAUAGGAUGCAUUGGCUUUUCUUGGGCAUCCAGCCCGGCAUGCACAGAACUGGAGACCGUGAUGCUGGAUUGGCUAGGAAAAAUGAUCGAUCUGCCCCCCCAGUUUUUGGCUGGGAAAGAUGGAGAAGGAGGUGGGGUGAUCCAGAGCACCGCCAGCGAGGCUACCUUGGUCGCCCUCCUUGCGGCCAGAACCAAAGCACUCAAUCGAGUCCAGUCAGAAAACAGAAGAUUGACUCCGGGAGAAAUCAUGGGCCGCUUGGUGGCAUAUACAUCUGAUCAAGCUCAUUUUUCAGUGGAAAAGGCCGGAUUAAUUGCCGGAGUGAAGAUUAAAGCGGUACCCACUGAUGACAAGUUUGCUGUACGUGGAUCAGCUCUAAGAAAAGUUCUGGAUCAAGACAAAGCUGCUGGUCUUAUCCCGUUCUUUUUUUGUGCAACACUGGGAACCACGACGUGCUGCUCUUUCGAUAAACUUCUGGAACUGGGCCCGAUUUGUAACACUGAAAAUAUGUGGAUGCACAUUGACGCCGCCUACGCUGGGAGUUCCUUCGUCUGUCCCGAAUUCCGCUACCUUCUCAACGGAGUGGAAUUUGCAGAUUCAUUUAACUUCAACCCACACAAAUGGCUUCUGGUGAACUUUGACUGUUCUACCAUGUGGGUGAAGAAGAGGACAGAUUUAACCUGUGCCUUUAAAAUAGACCCCGUGUACCUGAAGCACGACCAUCAAGAAUCUGGACUUAUCACAGAUUAUAGGCACUGGCAGAUUCCUCUGGGCCGGCGGUUCCGCUCCUUGAAAAUGUGGUUUGUGUUUCGCAUGUAUGGUGUGAAAGGACUCCAGGAACACAUUCGAAAGCAUGUUAAGCUGGCCCACGAAUUUAAGGACCUGGUGCUUCAGGAUGAUCGAUUUGAGAUCUGUGCCGAUGUUGUUUUGGGACUGGUGUGCUUCCGACUGAAGGGUAAGAAUGAACUCAACGAAGCGCUGCUGAAGAGCAUCAACGAGGCCAGGAAGAUCCAUCUUGUCCCGUGUCGCACCAGGAGGUCGUGCUCCGUUUCUCGGUUUCAGCGCCGCUUGCCGUGGAAUCUGCCCACGUCAGUUAAGCCUGGAAGGGCACACAUCCUGGAAGCUGUGACCCGAACUCUUGAAAGCCAGGCAACUUAAUGGCCGGACUUGAUUGACGCUGGAUGCUUUAGAGGGGAAUGAUGUAGCGCGGUGGUAGCUGUGAAUUAUGGCAUCUCAGUUUAUCGAUAUUUCAAAGAGCUCCUCCAGAGCAACAAACUACGCUAGAACCAAUUUGCAAAUAAAAGAUGGGCAGCCCAAGUCAGAGCCCUGAGGGUUCCCCAUUACCUCUUUACAGCCAAAAAGCCCUCCAUUGGGCUCAAUGGGCUUAUGCCACCCAGCAGGAUGGUGUAAGUACAUGCCCUGGGUGCCAGUAUCCCGGGAGGCAAUGCCAGGGUUGAAGCCAACUAAUAUCAGCUCCACCCCGCACCAUGCUUCUGGAACGGCCCCUCCAUAGCUGCAGAGCCAGUAGGGGCUCGGGGGCACUAAUGCAACACCUUGUGCCACAUUUUGGGGUGUCUUGGGAGGCUGCUGUGGUUGCCCGCUGGUGGAUUUUCCCCUCCACAGGGGUCUGUGCCUCUGGGAGGGCAAAUCCGCCAGUGUAGGGCCCUGCCUCUUCCACAACUGUCCUUGCCACCGCCCCACUCUGGAUUGGGCCAUAAGAAUUAUGUCUUGUGGAAUACAAUCUGCCCAGCCCAGCUAAGAGCAGUAUCUGUGUAUGUAUCUGCCCUUGGUAUUUUUGUAGCUUCUCCCUGCCUUAAGAACAUAGACCCCAGCCUGGAUCAGACCAGAGUCCCA
Sphaerodactylus townsendi is the source of this 2338-nucleotide messenger RNA. RefSeq names its product dopa decarboxylase (gene DDC). Gene Ontology annotation, molecular function: aromatic-L-amino-acid decarboxylase activity; pyridoxal phosphate binding. Bases 197 to 1642 code for a protein of 481 amino acids. The record is from RefSeq and is a predicted model, not a curated record. NCBI's taxonomy places the organism in Eukaryota, Metazoa, Chordata, Lepidosauria, Squamata, Sphaerodactylidae. The transcript is spliced from 14 exons. Gene Ontology annotation, biological process: amino acid metabolic process; serotonin biosynthetic process; catecholamine metabolic process.